Ananas comosus (pineapple) is the source of this 3425-nucleotide messenger RNA. RefSeq lists its product as uncharacterized. Lineage: Eukaryota; Viridiplantae; Streptophyta; Magnoliopsida; Poales; Bromeliaceae. The record is from RefSeq and is a predicted model, not a curated record. The coding region runs from base 329 to 3004 and encodes 891 amino acids. The transcript is spliced from 4 exons.
AACGUAGCGCCAUUUAUCUGGAUUUGUUCGUAAACGCUGCUGGUUGCAAGCAGGGGAUUGCUUUCCCGGCAAGCGAGUAAGCGGAUUCCCGUCCGACACCGUUCUCAUCUUUCCAGGCCUUUCCGCAUCGUUCUUCGUUCACCCACUCCUCUCUCUCUCUCUCUCUCUCUCUCUCUCUCAUCCUUCUUUUCCGCCUCCUUUUCGCACUGCGUGUUGACAUGCGACGCAGCAGCAGCUGUUGCGUUACAGCUAGCUAGCUGCUCUGUUCCCAAUUAAUUAAAGAAUUAGUCUCUCGCUGCUGCUGCUGCUGCUGCUGCGAUUUUGAGCGAUGAGUCUGUCGGUUAGGGAGAAGCGCCCGCCGGGCGGUUGCGCCGGCUUCUUGUUCCAGCUCGUCGGCUGGAACCGGCUUCUCGCCCGGAAGAAGCAAAAGCACUUCCCCAGGAAGCUCCUCCCGAAGAAGCACUUCCCCGGCGACCACCAGUCCCCCGUUCCCAACAAGCUGCUUCUGAUAGCGGAAGAGAACUGCGGGGGAUUCCCGAGCGCCAGGAAGAAGCCGCUGCUGGAAGACGCCGACGCCGACGACGGCGACGGCAGCGACGCGAUGCGCCCGGCUGGGCUGGUGGCCCGGCUGAUGGGUUUGGAGUCGAUGCCGGUCGCCGCCAAUGAAAAUCCGCGUAAACCUUUCCGUAAGGUGGGAAAUGCUAGUGGUUGGAGCAGGAAAAGUAGCAGUAAAAUUUCUGAUGGGUAUUGUUGGGUGGCGGACGGAGAUCCCUGCUUGGAAACCUGUGGUGCGGGGAAGGCGGACUCUUCGCGUCCGCCAAAGCUGCAGAAGACGGGUGGGGGGUUGCUGGAGAGGCAGACAGCGAAUGCCGGUGCCAAUGUGGUCGGCAAAACCGUGCUCGUUUCGCGCUCGAGAAGGCGGCAGCACAAGCUUCCGCUGCCCUCGACGAGCCCGAGAUCGCUCUCUGGAGGUCACCGGGCGCGGUUGUUGCAGGCAGCAUGUAAGAUUUUAGAGCCCGGUAUGCGGCCGGCAGCUCACUCUAAAUUUGCUCUCGCCAACGUCGCUUCGUCUUCUUCACAUUGUAAUGCGGAACAAGCAAGCGAUGCGGCUUUAAGCUGGAUAAGCUCUCGGAAUCUCUUGCCGGACUCUUUAGAGCGUAAAACGGAGCCAGCGUUGAUGUUAGAUGACCGGGGUAGCGAUAGGGUUAAUCCUGUUGAAAUUAAGGCCAAUGCAGAGAGAAGAGUUUGCGAUUCAGUGGAAAGGAAGUGCGAAAUACGAAAAGAUAAAGAUCAAUGCAUAGUUCAUAUUAAAGGCAACAAUCUGAGGCCGAUAAAAAAGCCUGCGGUUAACGGCAUAGCUGUCGCUGGAUCAAAAGUAUCCACUCAGAACAAUGGCCGAGGGGUCUUGAAUGAGCCUGCGGGAGCUGAGGAGUUUGGAGCUUUAGCGAGGAACCAAAAGAAUUGCGCAUUGACGAAAUCAGAUGGUAACGGUGCUAGAAGUGAAACUGAGAGGUACGGUAGGGAGAAGAGCAUGACGCGGAAAAGAAGACCAGUCAGCAAUACUCAUUCUAGCAAUUUCGGCAUGGCUAGUUCAGCCCUUGGGAAGCAAUGUGGGAGGGAUCUUAUGGCUAAUCAAAGAGGCAAAGCUUUCAUAAGCAGUAAGCCUGCAAAUAGCGGUUGUGUUGAAAGGGAGGGGAGGAAGAAAGCGGGUAGUGAUGCUAUAAGAAGAACAAAAAAGGAUGAUGUAGUUUCCUUCACCUUCGGUUCACCAAUGAAGCCUUCGACAAAGCCUUCCUCUUACUGUAAAAUGGUCGAGAAGACUCAGGGCAGAAGCAGGCAGAGAAUCGAUGUUUCUCAAAGAAAGGGAUCCGUCUGGGGUGCAAAGAAUGAAAGCACUUCAUCCCAAAGGAUGAUAAAUUUAAGCGGAGAUGAACUUAGCAAACUCUUGGACCAGAAAAUCAGAGAACUAAUUCCUUUUGAUAAGGAUGACUUGGCCACAAUUGGUUCUUCUUCAGAGAGAUUUAUGGAUUCUGUACUCCAAGAGCUUGUUCCUUCCCUCGACACAGAGACACCUAAAUCUCAUCAAAGCGGUCAUAGUUUCUCUGGCGGGUCCACCGCAACUUGUAAUAUUCAUCACAGCUGCGUUGAUUUCUUAGACUAUGAGAUCUUUAAUGAUCAUACACCUGACUCUUGCAAAAACUAUAUGGGAGAUUCCAAAACUGGUUUUUCAGCUGCAUAUCUAACCUGUGAUGUCGAUCAGCCAAGCCCAACAUCAAUCCUUGAGGCAUCCUUUUCAACUGACAGUUGUUCUGUGGGGAGUCCAAAUGACAACCAAGGAAGCAAAUUACGAACUGUGCUGAUGGGCAAUCGGGAAAAAAAAGAAUUACCCCGUCUAGACUUUGACCUUUCAUAUUCACCGACCUCUGUAAAUGCUGGCAAAAAAUUAACUGAGCAAUUUUUUGACUCACUGAAUUUUGGAUUUCUUGAAGCCAAACUCAAAUGUGCCACCGGAGCUAUUUCAGAUAUUGAAGUCCUAUUCAGUAGCUUUCUGUCGAGCAACUCAGAUGGGACAUUAAUGUUUUCUUUAGAUUCUUUUCUUCUUGACAUGUUGGAAGCUAUAGCGCAUGCCCUCUAUGUAAGUUCACAAGGCAGCGUAGUUCUCGGAGAAGUAAAAGAGGGAUAUCAGCUUCGGGGCUUUCUAUUUGACUGCAUGAUUGAGUUUUUGGACUCGAACUACUCUCAUUUCUGUAAAACUGGAUACAAUACAUGGUCAAAAUUGCGUCCGCUUCUUAGCAAAGAGUGGCUAAUAAAAGAAGUCAGCCAGGAGAUAAGGGUUUGGAGGGAAAUGGCUGGGAAGGUUCUGGACAAUUUGGUAGAGAAGGAAUUCGAUUGUCAAGUCACAAAGUGGACUACAUUCGAAAAUGAAGAAUUUGAGAUAGGAAUGCAGAUUGAGAACAAUAUACUUCAAGCACUUGUUGAUGAAUUUGUCUUUGAUUUGUGGUAAUGCUGGAAGAGAAGCACUACUACUGGUGGCUGAAUAUCAUUUGCAGUAUCUUUGCUAAAUUUGUUUUGGAGUGGGGACAUAAGUAAGAAGUAUGUACAGAUUGAUGGAUAUAUUGAUUAGAAAGCACUUUUCGGAAAGGAUGUUUAAGUUAUGACCAGAAAUUGCAGCUGUGUCGCUUAGGUAGAGCAUUGUAUGUUAAGUUUAAAAAGAACCUGUCAUGUAGUCCUCAUAUCUUUGGUUUAUGUGAAUAUCAUGAGGGAAACUAUGUUUUUUGAAUGUCAUUUCAUCUUCUGUAAUUCUUAGUUCAACUGUGGAAUGUCUGUGCAUUAAUUUGUAAUUUGCCAGCAUCACUUGUGUAUAGGGCUGUCAACGAACCAAACACGAGCGAGCUUGUUAAAAUAUUAAGCCGAAAAAUUUAAUU